Lodderomyces theae is the source of this 1113-nucleotide messenger RNA. It is a transcript of the gene MTG1, whose product is annotated as putative GTPase. Gene Ontology annotation, molecular function: GTPase activity; GTP binding. The transcript has a single exon. The record is from RefSeq and is a predicted model, not a curated record. NCBI's taxonomy places the organism in Eukaryota, Fungi, Ascomycota, Pichiomycetes, Serinales, Debaryomycetaceae. Gene Ontology annotation, cellular component: mitochondrion. The coding region runs from base 1 to 1113 and encodes 370 amino acids.
AUGACAAAGUUUGUUCCUAGAAACACAUUCCCAAGCUAUAAUAUACCGCUAUCCAAUUUCAAGGGUCACCACCAAAAAGCUUUGUCUAAAGUGGGACAUUUAGCUCCACAGUUGGAUCUAAUAUUGGAGGUACGAGAUUGCAGGGCGCCCUUAGCCACUACAAAUGUGUUAUUCGACAGACUAUUAUCAACAAAGCGCAAACUCAUCCUAUAUAGUAAAAAGGAUUUAUCAGUAUUGAAACCCGAUUUACUCAGCAAAUGGCACAGCUCAAAGAACGAGGAGUUUAUGUUUGUUGAUUGCCGCCAUCGGGGAGACUGCAAGAAAAUUAUCAACAAGAUGACUCAAAUCUAUAACAAGUUGGAAACGAAACCCCCAUUGGGUCUAAGAUCCAUGAUUAUUGGUAUGCCAAAUGUUGGAAAGUCAACUUUGGUAAAUACUAUGCGUCAAGUGGGACUAGGACGGGAGAAUAAAGAUUCAGUUUCUUCCAAGGUAAGAAAAGUGGCCAAAACGGGAGGACAACCUGGAGUUACGCGAUCAACUAGUGAGAUCAUCAGACUUGCUCGGGACCCAGACAUAAUGGUUUAUGAUACUCCUGGUAUAUUUUUGCCGACUGUAAAGAGUCCCGAGACCAUGCUCACAUUGGGAUUGGUGGGUUGCAUCCACGACUCAUAUAUCGAUCCGGUAGUUUUAGCGGACUAUUUGCUAUUUUUAUUGAACUUGCAAGACAGUCUGGGAAAAUUCUACAGAGACUACAUGCUGCAUCCAACUAAUGAUAUUUAUGAAUUGAUGUAUAAUAUUUGCAAACAAAGAAACACCUUGAAGCCAGAUGGAGGUUUUGAUGAGUUAGGCGCCGCAACUCACUGGGUGAAUCUUUGGAAGCAGGGAAAGACCAAAAAGUAUCGCGCAUUGUUUGACCUCGAGGCUAUCAAGGAGGCCAGUGAACAGAACAUCAGAGAUAUUCUCAAUGCAGAAAGAAAACGAGUCGGAUUGUCCAAAGUUCAUGAACGAAUAGUAGACAGUUUUGGAGAUGACGGGUCUUCGACUACACCCCAUAGGAAAAGAUCGGCUAAGGAUCGAGAAGCAGAUAUGCGAAACAGAUUGUUUAAGCUUUAG